GAGUCGUGAGAUUUUUCAAGCUGCACUUAAUAAGCCAGAACUGAUUCUUGUUGUCCUGCCACCUAUCUCUCAAUCGACAAGCAGUCAGAAGCCCACUAUGAAAAUCGGACUUGCUCAAUCAACCGAACCUUCAUGUGAGCUUGUGAUGAAUGAUGAAACUUCCAUAUCUCAUAGCUGCAUGACGAAUUCUGAAAAAUUGAAGGAAGCCGCCGCUGUAGCCUCUGCUGCUGCUAUCGAGGCUGACCGUUUAUCCACUGUCGCUAGGUUCCCAGGAGGCAAUUCAGCCCCGCCGCCUCCACCUCGACGUUCUCCCCACACAGUGCUUACACCACGACAAAGUUCCAGCUUUGUUCCCUCCAUCCCAUCUGGACUUAUUGGACCGUUGAUUGAUGAAACAUUUGCACAUCUUGCUCAUUCGACAUCUUCUUUGCCUUUAACAGCUUCGUCUCCGCCCGUUUCG
This is a messenger RNA of Protopolystoma xenopodis, 460 nucleotides long. Lineage: Eukaryota; Metazoa; Platyhelminthes; Monogenea; Polystomatidea; Polystomatidae. The record is from the annotation of a GenBank genome assembly.